CAAUUCGCAAACAAUCUUCAGCUGCGUAGAGUAUUUAUAAUUUUAAUUUGUAGGGAUUUUAAUCUAAGCUUCGAGUAGAAAAUGGCAGAUUCACCCUCUGGUCCACGCGUCAAGCGACAACGCAUUGACAAAACUGGCAGAUUUGCUGCGCUGGAACGCUUAAGAGGCUUGAAAGGAACCAAAAACAAAUGCCAUGUUGAGGAAAGCGUCGACGAUGUGUAUGAAGUGGUCGACGAACGGGAGUAUGCCAAGCGUGCCGGCGAGAAAUACGGCGGAGAUUGGAUUGAAGACGACGGAACUGGCUACGCAGAAGAUGGGCGAGAUUUCUUUGAAGAUGAAGACGAGUACUCCGACGAGGGAGAGGAACAGAGCAACAAUAACAAAAAGAAGAAAGGUGUCGCUGCUAAGAAAAGGCCGCGUGACAGCGACAAACCCGCCAAGGGAAAGGCUUCCAUACGCAAUCUCUUCAGCAACGCAGUUCCAAAAAAAGUUGAUGUAAAGAACAGCGUGAAGGAUGAUGAUGUGUUGGCCGAUCUGCUAGGCGAAAUGAAGGAGGAGCCAAAGGACGAGACAGCCAAGGAACAAAAGGUUAUAGCUCCAGCUAAAAUUGUGGCUGCUACUCGAAAGUCGGAUGCUGCUGCCGCCAAGGCGUAUAUGAAUAGUUUCCUGAGCAACAUCAAAGAGCAGGAGCAGCAGCGUAAGAAGGCGGAAGCGAGCAGCGACGAUGAGAUGCUGGAGCGCAUUUUGCAGCCAAAGGUAACCAACAAGAAAGCAACAACAAUAACGGCAGCCAAAAUAAAGGAGGAAAAGUUGCAAGAAACCGCCGAAGAGCUAAAAAGUAACGCGGACGAAGCCAUGCCAGAGGUAUGCGACAACGAGUUGGAUUUCAGUUGCUUAGAUGACGAUGAGAAUCAAUUUGAGGUGACAACCCCAAAGACUAAGACAUUUAAGGCCGAGCCCCAAACGCCAAUUGCGACUGCGAAGCCUGAAACUGAGGAUAUGAGCAAACUGCUCAGUAACUGGGAGUCCAUUUGCCAAAUGGACGAUGACUUUGAGAAGUCAGUGCUGGCGAGCGAAGCGGCAGAAUCGUCUACAGCUGCUAUAGAUCCAGCGAACGUGGAGCACCUGCGCUUCUGGUACUGGGAGGCCUGGGAAGAUGCACAGAAGCUGCCAGGUGAAGUGUUUCUCUUCGGACGUACAGCUGAUGGCAAGUCCAUCUGUGUGCGUGUGCAAAACAUCAAUCGGGUGCUGUAUCUGCUACCCCGACAGUAUUUGCUAGAUCCCAUCACAAAGGAGCCCACAAAGCAGAAGGUCACUGUUGCCGAUAUGUACAAGGAGUUCGAUACCCAAAUAGCCGCCGAACUUAAACUGGAAACGUUUCGCUCCCGUAAGGUUAGCAAGAACUUUGCCAACCAUGCGAUUGGCAUCGAUGUGCCGCAGACUUGCGACUACCUGGAAGUCCAUUACGAUGGCAAGAAGAUGGCGCCGAAUGUGCUCGCCAAGAAAUACGAUUCCAUAGCGCAUAUCUUCGGAACCACCACCAAUGCCCUGGAGCGUUUCCUGCUUGAGCGCAAGAUCAAGGGGCCCUGCUGGCUGCAGAUCAGCGGCUUCAAUGUGAAUCCCGCACCCAUUAGCUGGUGCAAGACCGAUCUGACUGUUGCCGAGCCCAAGAACGUUGAGGUGCUGUUGGAGCAAGGGAAAGCAACGCCUCCGCCGGCCAUCACCUUGCUGGCGCUCAAUGUGCGCACCUCGAUGAACCCGAAGACGCUCAAGAACGAGAUCUGCAUGAUCUCGAUGCUCACUCACAAUCGCUUUCACAUUGAUAAACCGGCGCCACAGCCCGCCUUUAAUCGCCACAUGUGCGCUUUAACACGACCCGCCGUCUCCAGCUGGCCCUUUGAUUUGAAUCUGCAGUUGAGCAAAUACAAGUCCACGAAGAUCUACAAACAUGACACGGAGCGUGCGCUGCUCAGCUGGUUUUUGGCGCAGUACCAGCAGAUAGAUGCCGAUCUGAUUGUCACCUUUGAUGCGUUGGACUGUCAGCUGAAUGUGAUUACGGAUCAGAUCGUCGCCUUGAAGAUUCCGCAAUGGUCUCGCAUGGGUCGCUUGCGUUUUACGCAAUCGUUUGGCAAGCGCCUUCUGGAUCACUUUGUGGGUCGCAUGGUCUGCGAUGUGAAGCGUUCGGCAGAGGAGUGCAUACGGGCCAGAUCUUAUGAUCUGCAGACCCUCUGCCAGCAGGUGCUCAAGCUGCAGGAGUCUGAGCGUAUGGAUGUGAAUGCUGAUGAUCUGCUAGAGAUGUAUGAGAAGGGCGAGAACAUCACCAAACUCAUCUCGCUAACUAUGCAGGAUGCCUCGUACAUGCUGCGCCUAAUGUGCGAGCUGAACAUCAUGCCACUGGCUCUGCAGAUCACUAACAUUUGUGGCAACACCAUGACUCGCACGCUGCAAGGCGGUCGCUCCGAGCGCAAUGAGUAUCUGCUGUUGCACGCCUUCCACGAGAAGAACUACAUUGUGCCCGACAAGCAGCCACCUCGACGCGGCGCAACUGCCGCUGCUAAUGCUACUGCCUCAGGUGACCCUGAUGCCACUGGUAAUGAGACGACAACUGGAGCAGCUGGCGCGGCCCGUAAAAAGGCUGCCUACGCAGGUGGCUUGGUGCUAGAACCAAUGCGUGGUCUCUAUGAGAAAUACGUGCUGCUCAUGGACUUUAACUCGCUCUACCCCAGCAUAAUACAGGAGUACAAUAUUUGCUUUACGACGGUGCAUCAGCCUUAUGCAGCAGAUGCCGAGCAGCUGCCUGCGCUGCCAGAUUCCAGCGUUGAGCCUGGCAUCCUGCCGCAGCAGUUGCGUCGCCUCGUGGAGUCACGUCGCGAGGUGAAGAAACUGAUGGCAGUGCCCGACUUGUCGCCCGAUCUGCAUAUGCAGUAUCACAUUCGUCAGAUGGCGCUCAAGUUGACUGCGAACUCGAUGUACGGUUGCCUGGGAUUCGCGCAUUCGCGUUUCUUUGCACAGCAUCUGGCUGCACUGGUGACGCACAAGGGUCGCGAGAUUCUCGUCAAUACGCAGCAGUUGGUGCAGAAGCUCAAUUACGAUGUGGUCUAUGGAGACACGGACUCCCUCAUGAUUAACACGAACAUCACGGACUAUGAUCAAGUCUACAAGAUAGGGCAUAUGAUCAAGCAGAGCGUGAACAAGCUAUACAAGCAGCUGGAACUGGACAUCGAUGGAGUUUUUGCCUGUCUGCUGCUCCUCAAGAAAAAGAAAUAUGCUGCAGUCAAGCUGAGCAAGAAUGCCAAAGGAGUGCUACGACGUGAGCAGGAGCACAAGGGCUUGGACAUUGUGCGUCGCGAUUGGUCACAACUGGCUGUCAUGGUGGGCAAGGCGGCACUCGACGAAGUGCUCUCCGAGAAACCGCUGGAAGAUAAACUGGAUGCUGUGCAUGCGCAGCUUGGACGCAUUAAAAAUCAAAUUGCCGAGUCGGCUGUGCCACUGCCACUCUAUGUGAUCACCAAGCAACUGACGCGAGCGCCACAGGAAUAUGCGAACAGCUCGUCGCUGCCCCAUGUGCAAGUUGCGCUGCGCAUGAAUCGCGAGCGCAAUCGUCGCUAUAAGAAGGGCGACAUGGUGGACUAUGUGAUCUGCGUGGAUGGCAGCACAAAUGCCGCCAUGCAACGUGCCUACCAUUUGGACGAGCUGAAGGGCAGCGAGACACUGAAGCUGGACACCAACUACUAUCUGGCCCACCAAAUACAUCCCGUGGUCACGCGCAUGGUCGAGGUGCUGGAGGGCACCGAUGCGAGUCGCGUUGCCGAGUGCUUGGGCAUGGAUGCCAGCAAGUAUAGGCAAAAUGCUCAGCGAUCUCAGCAGGAGCGCACUGAGGAAGCCGAGGGCGAGUCCCUGCAGAAGACAACACUGCAACUGUAUAGGCUAUGCGAACCUUUCCGAUUCAAGUGCGUCGGCUGCCAGACGGAGCAGUUGAUGGCGAGUGCUUAUCGACCGGGCUCGAGCAGCAGCCACGUGGCCGUGCUGCAGCAGUGCGUCAAUGCGGAGUGCCAAACAUCGCCGCUGCAGUAUCUGGUUAGCAUACGCAAUCAACUGCAGCUGACUAUGCGCAGCUAUGUGCAACGCUUCUACCGGAAUUGGCUGGUGUGCGAUCAUCCCGAUUGCAACUACAACACGAGGAGCUAUUCGAUACGCCUCGAAAUGCGGCGACCACGUUGUCUCAAGUGCAACAGCGGCUCCAUGUUGCGGCAGUACUCGGAGCGUGAUCUCUACAAUCAGCUGUGCUACUUGCGCUUCAUGUUCGAUCUGAGCAAGCAGCAACUGCAUCAGAAACCCACUUUAACACCUGAACUGGAACAAGCCUAUCAGCUGUUGUUCGACACCGUAGAACAGCAAUUGCAAAAUUCCGGAUAUGUGGUCAUAUCUCUGGGCAAUAUAUUUGCGCGCAGCCUGGCGCUGUCGUCACUUCAGCAGCCCAAGAAGGAAGUGCGGGAUGACUUGGUCGCCAGCAGUCUAACCGAUGUUUAGAUUUUGUGCACAAUCUGCCUCUUUUAUUCGACAUUGAAGAAUAGUUUGUAGUUUGGUUAAAUAUAGUUUAUAUACAUAUCGAGUCUUU
Messenger RNA from Drosophila sulfurigaster albostrigata, 4618 nucleotides. RefSeq names its product DNA polymerase alpha catalytic subunit (gene DNApol-alpha180). Gene Ontology annotation, biological process: lagging strand elongation; DNA replication; mitotic DNA replication initiation. Gene Ontology annotation, cellular component: alpha DNA polymerase:primase complex. The record is from RefSeq and is a predicted model, not a curated record. Lineage: Eukaryota; Metazoa; Arthropoda; Insecta; Diptera; Drosophilidae. Gene Ontology annotation, molecular function: DNA-directed DNA polymerase activity; purine nucleotide binding; chromatin binding.